Messenger RNA from Sphaeramia orbicularis (orbiculate cardinalfish), 3278 nucleotides. RefSeq names its product protein tweety homolog 3-like. The coding region runs from base 625 to 2289 and encodes 554 amino acids. The record is from RefSeq and is a predicted model, not a curated record. The transcript has 15 exons. Gene Ontology annotation, cellular component: plasma membrane. Lineage: Eukaryota; Metazoa; Chordata; Actinopteri; Kurtiformes; Apogonidae. Gene Ontology annotation, molecular function: volume-sensitive chloride channel activity; intracellularly calcium-gated chloride channel activity.
ACACACUGGCAGAGCCCUAGCUGCCGCAAAGCCCCGUCCUCCAGGGCUUCUUAAACACCGUGUUUGCUUCACGCUCCAACAAUAUCCUCCAAUUGAGAAGCCGCAGCGCAGGACGCACUGAACCGACGGUCAUUACCGAGGCGCAGAAGAGCACAAACCUCUGAUUUAGGACAGAAAACAAGGACUGCAUCCUAGAACUGUAAGCCGAAAAAAAAAAAGAAGAAGAAGAACAACCGAGACUAGGUUGCGGGUCAACGACUUUAACCCGUCGUGCGCCGCAGCGGUGGAGAGGUUUUACGCACAGGCGAAAAAAACGUCUCGGUGAAAUGUGAGCGGAGCCCGGGUCAUCGACCGUUCCCCGGGUCUUUUGGAUGUGUUUGGGGCUGCGGCUGCUCGCUCGGUACGGCUGCGUUGAUGCAGAAGCAACAGCAGAAGAGAAGAAGAGGCUGUGGUGGUCAAAUCCAACAGCGGAUCCGGGAAGACAAUAGGUGAAAUACGCGCCGGCCUGGACUCCAUAGACUGCACUAAAGCCCAGUCUGCGUCUGCGUCUGCAUCAGUGGUGACCUUGUGAGGAAUCGGGUUAGACGGUACAGUGACAACCUGCAGAAACUGUAGCUGCUGAGGAUGGCAGCCGUAGUGAACUACUCCCCGCCUUGGUGGGUGAAACUGCUCCACCGCUUGCCCCAUUUCAACAUGGAAUUCCAGGUGGUGAGCAGCGACUUCAGGCCGAAGGACUCUGAAUACCAGAAGUCCAUUUUGCUGCUGGGCGCUGUGGCGUUGGUGUGUUUGGCCCUGGAUCUCCUCUUCCUCCUCUUCUACUCAUUCUGGCUGUGCUGCAGGCGGCGUAAGAGUGAUGACUCCUCACACUCCCAUACACACUCUCAGCAUACGAGCGCCGACUGCUGCUGCACCGCCUGGUGUGUCAUCAUCGCCACGCUGGUCUGCAGCGCUGGCAUCGCUGUAGGAUUUUAUGGAAACGGGGAGUCUAGUGAUGGAGCCAACCGCUUGGCGUAUUCCCUCCGUCACGCCAACCGCACAGUGUCUGGAGUGGAGAAACUGGUGACAGGCAGUGCCUUCGCCUUAAACCAGACUGUGGAGGAGAACCUGGUCCAGUUGGAGAAGGCCUACAAGGACCAGACAGACUACGUGUCCAUCGUGCAGAAGCUGCAGGGACAGCUGGACGAGCUGGUGAGGCUGAUGGUGGACAUUCCCUUCUGGAACAACACUGACAUCUCCCUGGAGGACUUGGCCCGCAAGACAGAGGCCUUUGACUUUUACAGGUGGUUGGGGUACCUUGGCCUGCUGCUGUUUGAUGUUCUUAUUUGUCUUCUGGUGCUCUUUGGCCUGAUACGUAACUCUAGAGGCACUCUGAUCGGCGUGUGUCUGUUGGGGGUUCUGACUCUGAUCAUCAGCUGGGGGUCUCUCGGAUUGGAGCUGGCUGUCGCUGCUUCAGCCAGCGACUUCUGCGUUUCUCCGGAUACCUACAUCACCAGGGUAACCAGGGAAAAGGCCGUCAUCGACCAAGAUAUUCUGCAAUAUUACCUGAGAUGCAGCUCUGGACCAAACAACCCCUUCCAGCAGAGGCUGUCAGGGAGCCACAAAGCCUUGGUGGAGAUGCAGGAUGAUGUGGCAGAGCUACUGAGAUCAGCAACACGUGACGAACCCAACACCAAGGGGAGUCUCGAGCAAAUCCAGUAUGUGCUGAAUUCCACUGAGGUUGGACUUCACCAGCUCACGGCUCUAGUUGACUGUCGCAGCCUACACAUGGACUACGUUCAGGCUCUGACGGGUCUGUGUUAUGACGGAGUGGAAGGUCUCAUCUACCUGGUUCUCUUCUCCUUUGUCACUGCCUUGAUGUUCUCCUCCAUUGUAUGCAGUGUUCCACAUACCUGGCCUGGCAAGAGGACGGAUGAGGAAGACGGAGAGGACGAGUCGGGUGCCUCAAGGGGCGGCGUGCACGAUAACCUGUACCGCGUUCACAUGCCCAGUCUCUACAGCUGUGGCUCCAGCUACGGUAGUGAAGCUAGCCUGCCCGCUACAGCCCACACUGUCAGCAAUGCCCCCGUCACUGAAUACAUGAGCCAGAACGCAAACUUUCAGAACCCUCGGUGUGAGAACACCCCCCUGAUUGGCAGGGAGUCCCCUCCACCCUCUUACACCUCCAGUAUGAGAGCGAAGUACCUGGCCACCAACCGACCGGAACAGAACCGACGCUCCGUUCCCAACGACCAACUGGACCCAGCUAGCCGACCUCAUCCCACUGCCCGCCCACAGUCCUCAGUCCACUAGAGACCAGGGUCCUGCUCCUCAGUACUGCCCAAAUCCAGUUCUCACAGCCAACAAGACCCAGUUCAGACGUCACCACUUCACCAAAAACAGGCCACAACUCAUCAACCAAACACCUCAGAAACGGACUGCACUUCUCUGAUCUCCAUCUUGUCCAGAACGAUCCAGAAACUGACGCUCCUCCUGCAAAACCACAACUUCUUCUCCGUGAACACACACCCACGCUGUGAUGGAUCGGCUCACAUUACCCACAAUGCACAAUAACUAAAGCGCCUUGGUUCCCUCGACACAGUUUCCUCCUCUACUCGUCAGAUCUAUCCUCCUCCUCGUCCUCCUCCACUGGGAUCUAUACACUGCCCUCUAGUGGAGACUCCACCCAGCUACACCACACUGACAUUCAGAUAUACACACACACAGACUCACAACACACACACACACACACAUCCACACACACUGUACAGAGCUGUAAAUAGUAAACGUGUGCUUUACUCUAAAAUCAUGAAGUAGACUGUUGAAUCAUUACUGGUAAUGUAGUGUGCUGCGUGUGCGUCAUGGAAACUUUUGCUGUAACUCUCAUACAAACACACGGACACACAAAUAAUGUAGUCUGAGUAAGCACUCGUCGGUAUAAGUAAUAAGCCAGUCAAUCGGAAAGCCAUGUUUAGAUUAGAUGGUGCACACUACAUCCACAUCCUCUUUAUCUUAACAUCGUUAUUUAACUAAAACCUAUAACUUGAAUCGUGAGCUCGGAAAAAAAAAAGUGCGUCCACGUCUCUCCGUAUCUGUUUACGUGCACAUGAUUAAUGCAUUUUAAUAUGAGCCAGGAAAUCCUGUUGUGGAAUAACUCUUGAAAGUGGGAACUGGAGCAAAGAGACAAGGAACAUGAGAAGGCUCAACAUGUGCCAAAAAACUCUGAAACCUAAAGAGGAAUGCCUGAUUUGUCCUUUUCUCCUACUGCCUCCAGAUGUCUCAAAAAAGGGAAAAAAAUAAAC